Molecule: messenger RNA, 1278 nt
Organism: Ipomoea triloba (trilobed morning glory)
Lineage: Eukaryota; Viridiplantae; Streptophyta; Magnoliopsida; Solanales; Convolvulaceae
Product: protein DMR6-LIKE OXYGENASE 2-like
Exons: 3
Coding region: 43-1107 (354 amino acids)
Molecular function (GO): dioxygenase activity
Source: RefSeq, a predicted model, not a curated record
CUUCAAUAGUCACAAGCACAACAGCAGUGGUUUUUUGGCACCAUGGGAGAGGUAGAUCCAGCUUUCAUCCAAGACGUUGAGCACAGGCCUAAACUCACCAACACUGAAUCAGAAGGAAUUCCCAUAAUCGACCUUUCGAUACUGAGCUCCCCGGAGCCGGACUCCGAUGAGUUUCGGCGGCUGGUGGCGGAGAUCAGUGAUGCAAGCGAGAAGUGGGGAUUUUUUCAGGUGAUCAACCAUGGCGUGCCGUCAGAAACGCGGCAGAAGAUUGAGCUGGCAGCCAGACAGUUCUUUGCGUUACCGAAAGAGGAGAAAAGUAAGGUGAGGAGGGAUGAGGUAAACCCGUACGGUUAUUAUGAUACAGAGCAUACCAAGAAUGUCAGGGAUUGGAAAGAAGUAUUUGAUUUUUCUGUAGAAAGUACUUUCAUUCCGGUUUCUCCUGAGCCCGAUGACGAGGCUCUCAAGGAGAUGAUUAGCCAGUGGCCUGAGUACCCUCCAGAAAUGAGGGAGGUAUGUGAAGAGUAUGUCCACGAAGUUCAAAAGCUUUCUUACAAGCUAUUGGAACUCAUCUCCCUAAGCUUAGGGUUGCCAGAGAAGCGAUUGAAUGGAUUCUUUAAGGACCAAACCAGUUUUUUGAGGAUGAAUCACUACCCACCAUGCCCUAGCCCUCAUCUGGCUCUUGGAGUAGGGAGACACAAGGAUGCUGGGGCUUUGACCAUUCUGGCUCAGGAUGAUGUUGGAGGGCUUGAAGUGAAAAGGAAAACAGAUGGAGAAUGGGUUUUUGUCAAGCCUACACCAGAUGCUUAUAUCAUAAAUGUCGGUGACAUUAUUCAGGUUUGGAGCAAUGACAAGUAUGAGAGUGUGGAACACAGGGUUAAGGUGAACUCGGAGAGGGAACGGUUUUCAAUUCCGUUCUUCGUUAACCCUGCACACUACACUUGGGUGCAGCCCCUGGAUGAGAUAGUGAACGAGGAAAAUCCAGCAAAGUACAAGCCGUAUAACUGGGGAAAGUUUUUCACUACUCGAAAGACCAGUAAUUACAAGAAGCUUGGUGUUGAAAACAUUCAAAUUUACCAUUUCAAAACUACCAAGAGUUCUGAUGAGUAGCAUACCUUCUAUAAGCUCCACAUUUCUGCUAUAGCCUCUUGAAAGACUUGAUUAUGUAGGCAUAUUGCAAGUAUUAUAUAUAUUGUACUAGAAUAAGAAAGUAAGAAACCAGUAUGUAACCUGAAUUUUAUUGGAGUACAUGAAUGAGAACGAGUAUGUAAUCUGGACUUA